GCGGUGUAGACGUCAGCACGCACGCACCAGCGACGCGUUAACCCCGACGCGGUGACGUCAUCACGCACGCCGUGUGGCGGUUGGCAGCGACGGCCCUAACCGCGAGAGAGGCGAUUUUGAAGUCUUCGACGUGCCCGCUUCGUUCGGCAAACGUCAACAAAAGUCUCCUCUUUGGUUUGAAUAGAAGCGUCUUGUGACUCGCGUCGUGAACUGCUCCGUCCCGUGACCUUCAAAGGCCUUCGACUUGAGGCACGGAAUUCAGGAGUCGCGGGAUGGAGGAGGAGCGGACGGGCAAGGUCUACUCCCCGCUCCGCUAUUCUGAUGAUCAGCACCAUCACCUCCACAAUCAUCGUCAUCAUGAUCAUCGACCCCUCCAUCACCAACCCCUCCAUCAACCCCUUCUGCAUCGACCGCACAGCUCCGACGGCCCGGCGCCUUGCCCCGACCUCGACCUGACCUUGACCCCGGCGAAGGUCGCCCCUCCGGGCCCCGUGGGGGGCCGGGAACCGGGCGACCUCGACCUUGACCCCGGCCUUGACCCCGGCCUUGACCACGACCACGACCCCGACCUUGACCACGACCCCGGCCUGGACCCGGCGAGGUCGCGACCCCUGGCGGGGCGCGGGGUGGGGCCCUGGGGUCGGAGGCCGACCUCCGACCCCGACCCCGAGCUCGACCUCUCGGCGACCUCGGGGUCGGAGGUCGCGCCGGCCGUCGGCAUCCUGAGGAGGGAGGGGAGGCCGCGUGGGGACAGCGAGCGGAGUCGGCAGGUUCGUUUCCAUGCCCUUGAUGGCGAUGGCGGUGACGGUGGUGAGAACACCACCGACAUUGUGAGCAACGGUGUUGAUGAGGAGGUGGAGGAGGAGGUGGAGGAGGAGGUGGAGGAGGGGGUGGAGGAGGAGGGGAGAGAUAAGGAAGACGUCACAGAGGAAAGUCCGGAGCGUCGGUGCGGACCUGGACCCCCUCCAGAUCCACUCCGUGGGAACUCGCUGCUCGGUCUGGAAAGGGAAAGCAGUCACGACCUUGCGCGACCCCAGAUGAACUCUAGUGCCGGGCUGGGGUGGCAGCUGCGGUGCAUUGUGGGGGAGCGCUUCGAGGGGCGGAGGGCGGCCGUCGCCGACCUGAGGAGCAACGGGCAGCGGAGGAGAAGGCUCGCUCACGUGGCCUCACGCGCGCUGAACGUGCCGCGUGCUGAGUGUCGCUUCCGGGGCCUCGUGAGUCUCGAGGUGGAGGCGGAGUCCCUGCAGCAGCAGCAGCAGCAUCAUCAGCAUCAUCAUCAUCAUCAGCAGCAGCAGCAUCAGCUGCAGCAGGGAGUCCGUCUCCUCGUUGCUUGCAGCAGCAGCAGCAGCAGCAGCAGGGACGUCGCUCACAGCACGGGGCGCAGGCCCCCCCCAGGCGAGACCCCCCAGCUGUGGACGGCGUGGAGAUGCCUGGUGGGACCCAGGGGCAUUGUGGGUGAGGGCAGCGGGGGAGGGGCGGAGGAGCCACCACCACCGCCGCUGCUGCUGCCCCCGCUAAGCGUGGCUCCACUCGCUGCCCUGCCCCGGAGGGAGAGGGCAGGGCUGGCGUGGACACGGGCACAGUGGUGA
Petromyzon marinus (sea lamprey) is the source of this 1589-nucleotide messenger RNA. The record is from RefSeq and is a predicted model, not a curated record. Lineage: Eukaryota; Metazoa; Chordata; Hyperoartia; Petromyzontiformes; Petromyzontidae.